Messenger RNA from Oenanthe melanoleuca, 758 nucleotides. RefSeq names its product mediator complex subunit 9 (gene MED9). The transcript is spliced from 2 exons. Gene Ontology annotation, molecular function: transcription coregulator activity. The record is from RefSeq and is a predicted model, not a curated record. Bases 37 to 390 code for a protein of 117 amino acids. Gene Ontology annotation, biological process: regulation of transcription by RNA polymerase II. Gene Ontology annotation, cellular component: mediator complex. Lineage: Eukaryota; Metazoa; Chordata; Aves; Passeriformes; Muscicapidae.
GCCCCGCCCCGCCCGCUCCGUCACUGCCGGCCCGCCAUGGCGUCCGGGCCCGCGGGCCGCGCCGCUGAGGAGCCGCCGCCGCCGGAGCCGCCCGCCGAGCAGAAGCCGCCGCCGCUGCCGCCCGCGCAGGAGGAAUUCUCCUUCCUGCCGCUCGUCCACGACAUCAUCAAAUGCAUGGACAAGGACAGCCAGGAUGUUCACCAGGUACUGAAUGAGCUCAAGAACAAGUUCCAGGAGAUGAGAAAGCUGAUCAGCUCCAUGCCUGGCAUCGGGGUGAGCCCAGAGCAGCAGCAGCAGCAGCUGCAGAACCUGCGGGAGCAGGUCCGGACCAAAAACGAGCUGCUGCAGAAGUACAAGAGCCUUUGCAUGUUUGAAAUCCCCAAGGAGUAGGGAAGGCACAGCUCCACUCUCCAGGUCUGAGAUACCUCCUGUCCAGGCUGAACAGGGUGGCAGAAGAGGACAUUUCUUUCGUUAGGUUUUGUGGCUGCAGAGCUGUGGCGUUGUGCCUGUGUGGACCAUGGGUGUGUGACACUGAGCCAGGACACCGUGUGCUCUCCUGGGACAAUGGCAGUGGCACGUUCCCUUGAUCAGCUGCAGGACUGUGCACUUAUAUAUCCCAUCUCCUAUUUUCUCUUGGGGUGGGGUUCUUUUUUAUGUUCAAACAAGCAAGAGAUGUUUUGUUUUCUCCUCACUAAGGGUCAAAGUACCUGCUGGUGAAAAAGAGGGCAUUUCUGCUUUUUUUUUUUUUUUUUUUUCUU